This is a messenger RNA of Botrytis deweyae, 4407 nucleotides long. RefSeq lists its product as uncharacterized. Gene Ontology annotation, cellular component: trans-Golgi network. The record is from RefSeq and is a predicted model, not a curated record. NCBI's taxonomy places the organism in Eukaryota, Fungi, Ascomycota, Leotiomycetes, Helotiales, Sclerotiniaceae. Bases 1 to 4407 code for a protein of 1468 amino acids. The transcript has 2 exons.
AUGCUCGAUCAGCUGUCGCCCGUUGCUCCUGCGAGAGUACGAGUUGUGCUGUUACCGAUUGGGCAAAUCAAACGCGCAAGAUUUCUGAGCUUCGUAGAAAGAUUGCAACCUCAGAAUGUUGUACGUUUGGGGGAUAUCAGUCCAGAUGGACGUCCCAAUAGAAAUAUGUUCUCCCCAUUAGCCUUUCCUUUGGGGAUGAUUGUUUAUGAUCUCACGACACAUUAUCCACCCUCUACCCACCUCGCGUUAUCUCCCUUUGAAUUAUACAGAGAGCCACUCGUUAUUAUAGCACUCGCGGAUGGUGCCGAACUUGAGCAUACAUCUUAUAAAGGGGUUCCGAGGAAGAGUCCCAAUGGCACUGGAGUAUCGCGGUUAGAUCAAAAUGUGCGGAACUUAUACCAAGAUUUGGAAGAUUUGAGAGAUAGAUACCCCAAGGCGCUGGUCCACCAAGUAUUAUUGUUCGACCAUAUACAUGAGAAGUCUGCUACAGCCUUGCCAGAAGGCCUAGUGGCUAUACCACCAGCUGCCGACUGCAGUUUAACGACAAUGAAGACUGUUAUGUGCGACAUAUCUGCCUUGUUGCUUGCGGAGAUGACGACACUCGCAAGGUCACUCCAAGCCUUACCUACAAUCGAGUCACCAGCCCAAUCAGGAAAUAGGCCGUUCAAUGGAGGAUCUUGGGGCGGAGGCUCACCCGAUGGAUCCUCAAGACGGAACUCUCAAUUUGCAGUCCCUCAAAAAGACUCCAGAUCUUCUUCUCCCGCCAGCGCCGUUGAUCGUGCGAACUAUCGAAUGUCGAUGCCAGUCAUUCGAUCGGCACCCUCGGAUUCUGGCACAUCUUCACCACUAGGUCGCUCUGGAAGUCCUGCAACCGGACUCCGCUCUGACUCGCCACCAACCUUUGAUAACAUAAUUGGGGAUACUGGGCUUACAACGCAAAAACUACCUUCUCGACUCGGCACUCCGAGUAGCAAAGGGGUCAGAGAUAGUAGCAGGGACAGAGUGUCGAUAAUAGGAUUCGGAUCAGGAAGCACUAGUGAAAGGUCAAGAAACAAAGGGAAAAGUCGUGUUGGUAUUGUCAUUGGUUCGAUGUAUAUGUGCGCAGGGCGGUGGAGUGAUGCAUUACGCGAGCUUGUCGAAAGUGCCGCUAUUGCGAAAGCAAAUCUUGAUCAUUUAUGGCAUGCAAAGGCACUCGACAACAUUCUUGUGAGUAUGCUCAUGCUCGCCUGGACUGGCUUGGACUUUCAAAUUCCCCAAAUCUGCUAUGUAUCUGCAGAAAAAGCUCCUUCCUUAACGUCGGCUCUGGAGCCAAGAAGUCCCGCAAGCAGCCGUUUAGUCUCGCUACAAAAUCUGGCUAUUCUGCUUCCAGAGCUGUUGGAUAGAAUCUUAAAUCUCUAUACUCGUGCUGCGAAUAAUAAUGGGGAGGCUAUGCCACAACAUCCAUUUUCCGAAACUGUCAUUCGCUAUGCAAAACUUUCUUCAGCUAUACACACAGGCGGUGGUCAAUUGAAUGAUGAAGUUUUACAAUUAGUUGUUCUCGGAACCCCAUUUCAAAAAGCCCCCAAUCUCGCAACGCCUCGUUUGAACAUACAGCCCACCCGUGGGGAAAUUCUCAAAACCAUACUCAGAGCAUUUCCUGUGUAUUCAUCCUCUGAAAAUAUUGUUGUUGUGGAUCGAAUAAUAAUAUUGAGCGGUAUAGCUUCAGUUCUAGGAUCAAUGGGGUAUAAUAGGAAAAAGGCAAUGGUAAUCCGUGAAUUAGUUUCGGUGUUAAUUCCAGCCCUCGUCCAAGCUCGUCUCAGAGGAGCAGCCGAAAUGGGAGUUCAUCCAGCUGCAGGAUUGGCAGCUCUAAGUGCGAACGGAAACACUAACGGUGCUGGAGCUCUUGAACUUGGUGAAGGUGACAUGGAGAACGGUGUAGACUCGUUUCUCUCGUUACUAGGCCAAACUUAUGGAGUUGUAGCCUCUAGAGCUACUGCUGAAGAAGCCUUCGAUGAUUCAGAUGAAGCAACUAUUCUUAGGAUACUUGACGAUUCUUCGAUCCGCUCUUUCGGGAGCCAAGCUUUGAAAAUGGAGGUUCUGAGAUCUUGUAUCAAUCUUUCUGAAGCAUUGCCGGAUUUUCAAGGCGUUCUGAAGUUCACUGCAGAUUUAUUAAGAACUGCCGGUAGUGGUGUAGCGCCGGGCCCACGGAGUGAAGAUGCAUCCCCCAAUAUGAGUCGCGAGGAACAGAUUCGAUUAAUGACUAAUAUUACUCGCACGCUGGGAGCUGCUAGGAAUUUGGGGGUUCAUGAACUUUCCGCAGAGUAUUGGGAUGAAUUUCUGGUUCGAGGUGUUGAGCUUGAGCCUCUACCUCAAUCGAGAACCCCAAUUCCCCAUACACGCGGAGAACUCCCUGAUGGAGAGAAUAUAGCUACAGCGAGAGAGAUAAAUCCUUUCAUAUACAAUCCUUUCUUGCGCCCACUGAAUGCCUCCAUUGUUGAUCAUAUCAUGGUUGCUGGUGAGGGAGCUGCUUUUAAGGUUACUUUGCAAAACCCAUAUGAGUUCGAUGUGGAAAUAGAAAGUAUCAAACUCGAUGCUGAUGGGGCGGGCUUUGAAUCUGCCGUACAAAAGACUGUUAUCGGACCUUACAGAACACAAAUUCUCACCAUAUUAGGGACACCUAAAGACCCAGGGUCCCUUAAAAUCACCGGAUGCAUUAUAAAAGUGAGAGGAUGCCGAGAACGGCGAUUCCCUAUAUUUUCGGAUUCCUGGUCACCACAAGGCGAUGUCAAAAUUAAGUCUAUUGGCGUGGCAAAGAUAUUCGGGCAGAAGCCUCGCCCUACAAGCUUUGGCUCUACAUCAUCAAGUGCAGUACCUUGGGGCGUCAUACCUCCUCUGCCAACUACCGUGGGAUUGAAUGUCAUUGACAAACAACCUAUAGUCGCAAUAAAGUCUACUAAUUUAUCACAAUCUGCUUUGAUGGUAUUAGAAGGAGAACGCCAAAAGUUCUCUAUUACUUUAGAAAACCUUUCAAAGGAGACACCCGUAGAUUUACUAUUAUUUUCCUUCAAAGAUUCUACUCAGGCGCCACUACAAACAGCAAUGAGUAAUCGUGAAGCAUCACCAGCAGAGCUAUAUGAGUACGAAUUAAUCCUGGCACGCAAACAAGCACUUCGAUAUAUUCCAAAUCCUGACCAGAAGCCAUACAUCGAACCUGGUGGAAAGGCCACUUUUGAAUUAGAAAUACUGGGAAAACCUGGUUUAACAAGUGCUACUGUUCAUGUGGACUAUGCUCAUCUUGGUGUCCCUCAGUCAGAGGUUGAAGAUGGUUUCCAUACUCGUCAAGUGAGCCUACCACUUACGAUAACCGUAAAUGCAAGCAUAGAGCUGGCACGAAUGGAUGUUAUGCCAUUUACUGGGAACUUGCCCCUAUCUUUGUGGUCUAAAAUUGAUGGUACUGUUGCAGCUGAGGAUUUUACACCGCAAGAUCAUUGUUUACUAAUUCUUGAUCUUCGAAAUGCUUGGCCAAGCAGUAUCCAUGUCUCGAUCGAUAUUGAGAAAGGAGGCAAGAUUGAAGAAGAAGUGGUCCCGGGUAAUACGUCCCGCAUCAUGUUUCCUAUUCCUCGGAUAUAUUUGGAAAACCCAACUGCCUCUAUCCCAGCUCUUGAUCCCUCGCGACAACGGCAGUUCGUCGUAAGCGCAGGCCGAAUAUCCGCAGAUUCAGAACGAGCUACUCGGGAAGCAUUCUGGUACCGUGAAGAAAUUCUUAAAAUUCUGAAAGGGACCUGGGAGACGCGGUCUGGCGUCCGUCGCAAAGGAAAUAUAGAGUUACGCGGUCUUCGUCUCAGCCAACGUGUUAUCGACGCUAUCAGAAUUGAGGAUAUUUCAAUUGAUAUCUUAAUCAAUGAUAAGUCGGGUCCAAAACACGACGUUCAUACCGAUACAUUCUCUUCGAUUACUGUUCGCAUCAGCAAUCGAUCGUCUAACCCCAUCCAUCCACUUCUACGUCUUCAACCAUCUAUUCGUAAUCAUUCACUCACUCAAACUCUCGAUCUAUCCAAGAAAUUUGUUUGGAACGGUGUGCUGCAACAGACUCUCCCACAAGUUCCUGGGAACGAACAAAUCGAAGUUAAUAUCGGCAUGACGCCGCUUUGUAGAGGCGAGUUCGAACUCAGUGCUUCAGUCGAAGAAGUGAGAUUAGUUGAGGUUCCGAAAGAGGAAGUCACAGUUAAAGAAGGUGGGAGAGCCAGAGCUGACACGAAGAAUCUGAUGGAUGCGAUGCUGGGGGCUAAGGAGAGGAGGAUCUGGCAUUCGAGAGAACCUUGCUUGCUUGUUGUGAGGGAUGAGGAUGAUACGGAAGAUGAGGAAGAAGAAGAUGCUGAUGAUCAAGAUAAAGUUGAUGAUAAAGUUGAAAGUGCUCAAGAUGAUUAG